This is a messenger RNA of Verticillium dahliae VdLs.17, 3064 nucleotides long. RefSeq names its product Sad1/UNC domain-containing protein. Gene Ontology annotation, biological process: protein folding in endoplasmic reticulum. The transcript has a single exon. Lineage: Eukaryota; Fungi; Ascomycota; Sordariomycetes; Glomerellales; Plectosphaerellaceae. The record is from RefSeq and is a predicted model, not a curated record. Bases 1 to 2868 code for a protein of 955 amino acids. Gene Ontology annotation, cellular component: cytoplasm; membrane.
AUGGUCACUAUCGACCAUUAUUCUAUAUGCUACAUUGUCGUUAACGUCGGUGCCGAAUAUGAGGCAUCCUUCCGCGUUCCACGAAAACGAGAUUACCCAACGCGGCUCAGCGAGGAAGCCAUGUUUUGGCAUGCACAAGGCUGGGCCGUACUGGCCCGGCUGAUGCUGGUUACCAUUCCAGCCGGAUCAUGCGAAUCCGAUACACCGAUCCCAUCUGCGAACGAGCCCACUUCAACAUGUCACGCCCGGGACAUCAACUACGUGACCGACACCUUGCCUGAGCAAUGUUAUAGGGUUCGUUGGCAACAUGCUGAAUCGAUCGUAUUCAAUGAUGGCGAUCAAACGGCAGAAUAUAUAGGACACGACCCCUCAUUCCUGGAUACAAGACCAGUAGAUCGCGAGGAGAAUGACCGCCAGCCUUCUACUGCCUCAGUCGAGACUACAAACUCUGGGGAUGAUCAUACGGAAGCCACAACCUUCAUGUCCUUCGAAGAUUGGAAGGAUCUCAAGGCACGUGAAGCUGAACGUGAGGCUCAAGAUACCAAUCCGGACUCUGAGAAAGCUUUGCCACCCCCCCAGGGACAUGACUCUAGAGAAGAAAGUGACAUAGCACUUAAGGUUGAAGCAGUAUCAGAAGAGCUCAGCAGUAUCGCAGCGCCACCGCGGCAAUCUCUUGCUGGCGCUGGCGAAACCGAGCAGCCAUCGGAACCAGUUCUAUAUGACGAUGGCAAGGCACAGUAUUACCGCAGUAAGGACGCAGGGAAGACAUGCAAGGAACGAUUUUCAUACUCGUCAUUCGAUGCUGGCGCUACUGUCCUCAAGACCAAUACCGGAGCGAAGAACGCGAAGGCGAUAUUGGUCGAGAACAAAGACUCCUACAUGCUGCUCGAAUGCGCCGCGGACAACAAAUUUGCCAUCGUCGAGCUCACAGACGACAUUCUCAUUGAUACUGUGGUACUUGCAAACUUCGAAUUCUUCUCCAGUAUGAUCCGGCACUUCAAGGUCAGCGUCAGCGACCGGUAUCCCGUGAAAGUCGACAAAUGGAAGGACUUGGGCGUAUUUGAGGCCAAGAACUCCAGAGACAUUCAGCCUUUUCUCGUCGAGAACCCUUUAAUCUGGGCUAAAUACGUUCGCAUCGAAUUUCUUACUCACUACGGGAAUGAGUAUUACUGCCCAGUAUCUCUACUCCGAGUCCAUGGCACCCGCAUGCUCGACUCCUGGAAAGAUACCGAGGCACCCCCCGACGAAGACGACGCUGAAGACGAACCUGUGGAUGCAGUCCUGGACCUCAUUCAAGACUUGGACAUUGAUCAGGCACAGAGGGUACCACCACCUGACAAUAGUGAGGCAGAUGAAGUUACUCGCCAGGGACAAAGCAUCUGGAGUGAUGUGGGUAACUCUGUGCCAUCUUCACCACUACAGGCUUCCCUUGUUCAGGAGAAUCCUCUGGAUUUCACAUGCCCCGUAAACACUGCUGUUCUAGAAGAGGCUGCAUCGAAACCACGUUCGACCGUGGACAGGCUUCCGCACGAAACUGAAAGUCAAAAGGCCGACGUCUACCCUGCUGCCCACUCCGACGAUUUGCUACUUUCUCAACGAUUGAAAGAACACUGGACUGGUCCGCUGGAUAGGGUUGAUGAUCCGUCCGAUCUAGUCACUGGAAUAACCUCUACCGAUUCAACAUCUAUCAUCCCUGUGACGGUAGCGACAUCAAGGCCGACGUCAGUACCACACAUUUCGUCUCAAAAUGCAUCACGCAUCGCUUCGGGGUCCCCAAAGAGACCAUCGCCGGUUGCACAAGCGCCGACGCGCUCCAAGAACGGCACUUCCGCCUCAGUCCCGCCGGCCUCGCCAACGGUCCAAGAGAGCUUCCACAAGGCGGUAAGCAAACGCUUGCAAUUGCUGGAGUCGAAUGUCACGCUGUCUCUUGAGUACUUGGAGGAGCAGUCACGCUUUCUACAGCAAUCUCAGCGGGCGUCAGAACGCAGACAACUAGCCAAGGUUGACUUGCUACUAGACAGCCUCAACCACACAGUCUUAUCCGAGCUUCGUCAUGUUCGCCAACAAUACGAUCAGAUGUGGCAGUCCACCGUCAUGGCCUUAGAGAACCAGCGGGACCAAUCGCAAAGGGAGCUCGUCGCGCUAGGUUCGCGACUGAAUGUCCUUGCUGACGAAGUAGUAUUCCAGAAGAGGAUGGCCAUUCUACAGGCGAUACUGCUACUAUCGUGCUUGGUAAUGGUAAUCUUCUCGAGAACGAUAGUCUCUGUUUCACCAAACCAGAUGGAUAUGCCAUUCAGUUCAAGCCGGCAAUAUCAACAUAGUCUCCCCCGAGCUCUGCAUUCCUCUGGGUUGGGUCGAUCACACAGCGGCCAUCUUUCUACUUCAAUUGUCGAAUAUGACCAUGAGGGCGAUGCCCAGCAACAAGGCCAAGGCCACGGCACGGAUCCCUUCAUCCGAGUCCAUCAGCACAGCCAUGGAGGCAGCCUUGCUGAUGCACGGCGUACAUCAGGGCCACGGCUAGAGCGUGCUCGACUUGCUACCUCACCCAUUUCUCUUAGCGAGGAUGACUCCUGGGUUACUCGCCAAAGCGAGGGUGUUCCCAUCUCUCCUAGCAUAUCGGCGACGCCACCUACAGCAAAUGAGCGCCACAUUAGCCGAUCGUUCAAUCCGCAUUCUUCUGAACAGAUUCUGACUCCGUCAUCUUCAGACGCACAGGACACUCAAUCCGACGGAAUUGGCUCAGACCCAUCGAGCGAAGAUGGCUCCCGAACACCACCCAGCCCCUUGGGUAGGUUGGCAAACACGCAUGAUCUGGGUCCUGGUUUUCGCAAGCCGCUGCCUGCACUUCCUGAACAUCUCCCCUCGUGAAGGCUGUUCACAUGGUCAGUCAAAUACCGUGGUUACGGCGCCAGCACACCGCACACGCUUUACUUUCAUGAUACACGAGAUAUGUUUCCACGUCCAUCAGCUUGUACAGAAGACUCGAAAUGGCUCUUCAUCAGCUACGUAUGAAUAUUAGACAUGAGACCCACUCAAACUUUGCUGGGCUCUCUACAUAACAAGC